Molecule: messenger RNA, 1025 nt
Organism: Sarcophilus harrisii (Tasmanian devil)
Lineage: Eukaryota; Metazoa; Chordata; Mammalia; Dasyuromorphia; Dasyuridae
Gene: CA11
Product: carbonic anhydrase 11
Molecular function (GO): carbonate dehydratase activity; zinc ion binding
Source: RefSeq, a predicted model, not a curated record
GGGGAAGCAGGGGCGGGGGGCCCGGCUGCCUGGACGUGUGCGCCGCCGGAGCGAUGGGGGGCCCGGUCCGCCUCAGCCCUCCGCGGGCCCUGCUCCUCGGGGCGGCCUUAGGGGCCGCAGCUCACAUCGGCCCGGCGCCUGCCCCCGAGGACUGGUGGACGUACAAAGAUAAUCUCCAGGGAAGCUUCGUCCCAGGGCCGCCCUUCUGGGGCCUGGUGAACGCGGCCUGGAGCCUGUGUGCGGUGGGGAAGCGCCAGAGCCCCGUGGACGUGGAGCUGAAGAGGGUGCUCUACGACCCCUUCCUGCCUCCCCUGCGGCUCAGCACCGGCGGGGAGAAGCUUCGCGGGACUCUGUACAACACUGGACGCCACGUCUCCUUCCUGCCGGCCUCUAGGCCUGUGGUCAACGUGUCCGGGGGGCCCCUGCUCUACAGCCACCGGCUCAGCGAGCUCCGGCUGCUCUUUGGGGCGCGCGAUGGGGCCGGUUCCGAGCAUCAGAUCAACCACGAGAGCUUCUCAGCGGAGGUGCAGCUAAUCCACUUUAACCAAGAGCUCUAUGGGAACCUAAGCGCAGCCUCCCGGGGGCCCAAUGGACUGGCUGUCCUGGCGCUUUUCGUGAACGUCGCUGCCAAUUCCAACCCCUUCCUGAGCCGUCUCCUUAAUCGAGACACCAUCACCAGGAUCUCCUACAAAAACGAUGCCUACUUCGUGCAGGACCUGAACCUGGAGCAGCUGUUCCCGGAAUCUUUCGGCUUUAUCACCUACCAGGGCUCCCUGAGCACCCCGCCCUGCUCGGAGACCGUCACCUGGAUUCUCAUCGACCGCGCCCUCACCUCCCUGCAGAUGCACUCUUUGAGGCUCCUGAGCCAGAACCCGCCGUCCCAAAUCUUCCAGAGCCUCAGCGGCAAUGGGCGGCCCCUGCAGCCCCUGGCCCAUCGCGCUCUCCGUGGGAACCGGGACCCGCGGCACCCGGAGAGGCGCUGUCGGGGCCCCAACUACCGACUGCACGGUACGCCCUAGACCCAC